UGUGAAGUGGGUCAAUACUGUACACUCCUUGAGGUAUCAUUGUCCCAUCAGUAGUAGUUGUUUGGCUUUUGUGGGUCUUUCAUUUUACAGGUCAGUCGUUUCUGGACUACGAGAAUUCCGAUUUUGUGCCCUCUUAUUUUUCCUCACACAAUUCAAAAACGACCAGGAGGCAAAAUUUGAAUUACUAAUUUUUACAAAUGGUUUGUCUCGUUUUUUAAGCAAUUCAUUAACCAUUCGCAGCGUUAUUUUUGUAGUGACCGGCAACGCUUUUUACCGCGAAUCGAGGAAGAACUACAAAUAUGAGACCAUUUCCUUUCGACACGCUUUAAAUAGAGGAAAGGCGGACGUGACUGAAGAUAGCAUACGGACGUUAAAGGGGGAAGGGCCCGUGUGAAACAGUCUGCUAAAGGCACGCCCCCAGUAUGUAUUUAGUGCCAGAAUGUGCAUUGUGCGAAACAUAGGUUUGGCUAAGGACCCCGGAUAUGACACCGGUGAAGAGACACUCUUACGAAGCACAGUUUAAACUGCGAGCUAUAGAAUACGCAGACGAACAUGGGAAUCGAGCAGCUGCGAGAGUAUUCAAUGUCAACGAAUCCAUGGUUCGCAAUUGGAGGAAGCAGGAAAACGAGCUUCGCAAAGUUAAGAAGACGAAGCUGAGUUUCCGCCACCACAAGCUAUCGUAUGUAUAAGGAAAAAGAAACGCAAUGCAGUGGGUUUGGUUGCACCACCAAAUCCCCCUGCUCUUGCUCCAGAGGAAGUCAACAGCAUGGAUCACAGUCCUGCUGAAGAGGACAGCGCGGUCACAAGAACGGGGUACGAUGAUCUGAACCUGAGAUUUUGUACAAAGGACAUUUGGACCCACAAUCUAGACGAUUUGAAGAAACUGAGAGUAAACGAGCUCAAGGACGAGCUCCAGCGCCGCAGCCUGGACCCCAGUGGCCUGAAGACGGACCUGGUGAAGCGGCUCCUGGCUGCAAUGCAGGAGAACGCCAGGGCCAAGUCGCCGCGGCGAGAGGAAGACAAAAAUGGAGAUCGGGGCCACUGUUAUGAAGAAGAGGACACAAAGCCGAAGGUCAAACGUGAGCCGUGCGACAGCCAACCGGUGUUCGCCUCUGACCGCAGUCUGCCGAAAUUGAACGCCAACAUUCCCAAUAAGACCACCAUCGCUGAUAUAGUCAUUAAACCUGAACCAGACAGAGAGGAAUGUGUUGCCAUCAAAAAAGAGGAAGACAAUAGCAGAGAUUGGGGCUGCUACUGUAAGGAAGAGGACACCAAGCCAGAGGUCAAAUGUGAGCCGUGCGACAGCCAACCAGUGUUUGCCUCCGACCACAGCGUGGUGGAUUUGACCGCCAACUCCAACUUUCCCAAUAUGCCCGCCAUCGCCGAACUAGUUUUCAAACUUAAACCAGACGAAGAGGAAAAUGGUGACAUCAAACCAGAAAUUGGAGAGGAGAUCAAAAUGGAGGAUGCCCUGGUGGCUGUCGGUAGCGCCGGGUGGGCAGAGCCGAAUUGCGGACAAGAUGAUGGCAGUCUGGCCGUGCCGGCGAAGUUGCAAUCGGAGAGAUGCGGACACUACUGCCAAAAGCGACCGCGUGAGGAGAACGGGGACUACAGCUACCAUGAGCGCGGCGAGGAGCAGAGGACCCCAACAAGACCGGCAGAAAUGUUACCCUACGUCUUUGACCCAGAGUCUGAUGAAGAGACUGAAGAAGAACAACAACAAACUCAAACCCGUACAACGAUGGACGUUUCAGAAUGGUGCACCUGUGGGAAUUGCUCUACAAUGCAGACUGAGUUGGAGAAUGUGUGCUGCAGGGAGACGCCAAUGGUUACCAGAAGAAUGGAAGAGGCAGAUCCACCUGUAAGCUGCAUGACCCACCACCCAGGAUUUGUUCCAGUCUGCCUGAAUAUCUAUUCCCUGCAAAAUGCCCUGAACAUUUAUCGGGCACAGUAUGGGAACUUGCAAGUUAGAGGCUAUGAAAACCGUUUCAGGAACUUGGCAUACAGGUCAUUUGUCAGCUGGUGUGGGGGGUAUCUUGGAAAGAAGAUUCGUGUCGCUAUUCCCUCUUGUGUGGUGCAACGAAUCCAAAGGGAGUUCCAGAUGCGACAGGGCAAUAUGCUGGAUUCAAAGCUCCUCUCCCCUGACUAAAGCAUGCUACUUGAGGCGUGUAGUCCUGUUGGGAUGACAAGUCAAAUAAGAUCCACGUUUGUACGUAUUCAUUACAUUUUUCUUCAAUGUUCCGGUUUAAUAAAAAAUUUGAAAUAUUA
This is a messenger RNA of Hippocampus zosterae (dwarf seahorse), 2268 nucleotides long. RefSeq lists its product as uncharacterized. Lineage: Eukaryota; Metazoa; Chordata; Actinopteri; Syngnathiformes; Syngnathidae. The transcript is spliced from 11 exons. The record is from RefSeq and is a predicted model, not a curated record. The coding region runs from base 767 to 2149 and encodes 460 amino acids.